AUGGGAACAAUCAGCCUAUUGAUUGUUGUCGUAUUUAUAAGUGUAGUUUCUAGUGAAGAGAAAGAAUUACAAACGCGAAUUGUUGAAACCAAACAGGGCAAAGUUGAGGGUACUCUAUCUUCCAAUGAAUUGUAUUGUGAGUUUUUAGGUAUAAGGUAUGCCGUACCAGUUAGAUUUCGGGCACCAGUAGAACCGCCAAAGUACACAGAAAUCUACAAAGCAGAUAACAAAGCAGUAAUAUGUGCGCAAUUUCCUUGCAAUGAUCCUUUAUCCGCACCAAGCGACAAUGAAGAUUGUUUAGUACUAAAUAUUUAUACACCGGUCGGGUUAAAUAAUACCGACUUGCCAGUAAUCGUGUUUUUACACGGUGGUGGUUUCGGCACUGGUUCUGGCUCAGCAAGCUUUUAUGGACCACAAUACCUGGUCAGCCACGGGGUUAUAGUUAUUACCGUAAACUACCGAUUAAAUUACCUUGGGUUUUUGAAUUUAAAGACUAAAGACGCCCCUGGUAACGCAGGUUUAAAGGACAUAAGGGCUGCUUUGAUUUGGAUAAGAGAAAAUAUUAAAAGUUUUGGUGGAGAUAUCGACAACGUAACUGUGUUGGGACAGGGUACAGGAGGCACGGCUGCCUUAUAUUUGACCUUAUCGGAGUCAACUAAAGGAUUAUUCCAUAAAAUUAUUAGCGAAAGCGGUUCACUUUUUACACCACAAUCAUUUGACCCUGAUCCUUUAGCAACCGCUAGUCAGGUUGCUAAGUCUUUGGAUCUAAAUAGUAUGAACUCAAAGGAACUUUUCAAAUUGUAUACAGAAACGCCUAUAAUAAAAGUAGAAGAAGCUAUUUCUAAACAGAUGAAUCCAAAAUCUGUUUUUAUACCCUCGGUUGAAGAAAUUUUUGAAGACGAAGAACCAUUUUUAACUGAUACUCCAUUCAACAUUUUAAGCGAUAAAAAUCAUAGAUGUUUCAAUCCUGUACCAAUUAUUAUUGGCAUCAAUACUAUAGAAGGACUGACGAGUACGUUAGAUUACAAUACAAUAACCAGUCAAUUGGAUAGAGUAAAGAAUGAAGACUAUGCAGCAUUAGAUCAAAAAACGUUCACAAUACCAAAGGAAGAAAAAGAAGAAUUCAGAAAUAUGUUAAAGGAAACUUAUUUUCAAAAUAUAACUACGGACGAAGCUGUGAUUGGUGGAAUUAUUAAUUUUAAAUCUGAUUUUUCAUACGUGGGUCCGAUGUCGUUAUUCUCAGAGUUAUAUGCUAAUAAUUCUAAAGAACCGCUUUAUGAAUAUAUCUUUAAUUACAUUGGAAAUAGAAAUUUCGGUAGACUCCUAACCAAUACUAGUUUACCGGCGACAACGAAUCUAGAUGAACUUUUCUAUGUUUUUGAACUAGAAAGACUACCUUUGCCUAUGGACGAGAAUGAUGCUAGAAUAGUUACUUUUAUGACUAUGAUGUGGACUAAUUUCGCUAAAUACGGCUCACCAACCCCAGAGCCUAGCAAUGGUGAAUGGCUGCCGUAUCCUCACCACCUUGCCAUCGCUCUUGAACCUCAAUAUGUCGCUCCACUGACACCCGACAGGGCUUACUUCUGGAAGACUCUGUACUUAAAAUACGGCUGCGAUGUGCCAAUCAAAGAGGAUGAUGACAGCGACAACGAGAAUCAAUGAAAACAUAAUGCUGCUGACUGUACCUUUUUGAAAUGCUAAUUAUUUAUUGAACGUAUUUGUUUUUAUCGUAAUUUAUUUUUAUGUUUAAGAAACAUCUCUAC
Molecule: messenger RNA, 1763 nt
Organism: Hyposmocoma kahamanoa
Lineage: Eukaryota; Metazoa; Arthropoda; Insecta; Lepidoptera; Cosmopterigidae
Product: juvenile hormone esterase-like
Exons: 3
Coding region: 1-1662 (553 amino acids)
Molecular function (GO): hydrolase activity
Source: RefSeq, a predicted model, not a curated record